AUGAAACCACAAAUCAAUUUAAUAAAUAGACAAGCAGCAGUUGCAGCAUCAUUAUUUAUAUUAAUUUUAAGUAUUGGAGUCGAUGCAGGAAGUAGUGUCAUUAAGAUUAAACAAGAAUCCACGACAUCGCCACACACAGACGCAGACAGCAGCAUUCCCGGUGUGGCAAUUUACAAAAAUGAGUUGCAUGCCGCUCCAAAAUCCGACCGACAAGAGCAACACGAUCACAUUUUCGGUAAAGUAAGACGUUUCAAAGGUAAAUCGGUGCCUUUUCCUUCCGUUGACGAUAAAGACGACGCCGACAUCGACGACGAAUAUGUCGAUAUUGAAGAUGAAGACAUCGCAGACGAUGAUGACGAUGACUACAAUUCAGACUACCACCAAAACAUUCCCCAUCAAACAUUUUCAAAGCCACAUUACACGUCGAAGAUACAAGAAACGCACGAAAUUCGCAUCAAACAAGGCCGAAUCAAGGGACUUGUCCGUGCGAUGCACCCACAAUCGGGAUUAUCGAAUGUCGAUCAAUUUCUCGGAAUUCCGUAUGCCGAAGCGCCCGUUGGUAGCAGACGCUUCAUGCCACCCGGAGCACCUCCGCUGUGGCAAAAUGUCAAAUUAGCGACGAAAUUUGCACCAGUCUGCCCGCAAAACUUGCCGAACAUUAACGAUCCGACAAAUACGUUGUCCAAAGGGAGAUACGAUCAGAUAAAACGUCUCUUGACUUACUUGAAGAACGAGAAUGAGGAUUGUCUCUAUUUGAAUGUCUAUGUGCCAUCGUGGGGUGAGUUUUUCUUAUUAUCGUCCUCGAAUGGUCACAUGCCGCACACCAAGCUACCUGUCGUCGUUUACAUCCACGGCGAGUCUUAUGAAUGGAAUAGCGGCAAUGCGUACGACGGCACGAUACUGGCCAGCUACGGACAGGUCAUUGUUGUUACAGUUAAUUAUCGCCUCGGAAUUUUAGGAUUUCUGAAGCCGGGUUUUAGCGACCAUACUGUGAGUAAUUUUGGUUUGCUCGAUCAAAUUGCGGCCCUGCAAUGGAUUAAGGACAACAUCGAGGCAUUUGGCGGCGAUAAUAAAGCUGUGACGUUGAUGGGUCACAGUCAAGGUGCCGCUUGCAUCAAUUUUUUGAUGAUUUCUCCCGUGGCCAAGGGAUUAUUUCAUCGCGCAAUUCUCAUGUCGGGCUCAGCAUUGUCGGACUGGGCUCUCACAUCGAAUCCGGUGUCGCCGACAGAGCAAGUAGCACGACAACUGAACUGUCCACUCGAUGAUGACUUGUUACUGCGAUGCCUUCGACAGACGCCUGUCGAGGAGCUGAUGCGCGUGAAUGUUUCUACAACGAAUUUCAGUACGACCUUCGGCCCAAUCAUCGAUGGACUCGUGAUUCCCAGUGCGGCACACACCAUAAUGGCGCAAAAUCCCGAUGUGUUCAGCAGAUAUGAUUUGUUGUACGGAAUGACGGAAUUAGAAUCUUACCAUUCGCUGAAUGCAGUUUCGCUAACAUAUGGCAUAUUAGCGAAUGAGCGUGACUAUACGCUCAAGUUGUACAUGCAAGAUCGCUUCGGGAUGGGACGCGAUUUAGCGUUAGCGGCAACCUUAAAGGAAUAUAACGAUAUUUACUCGGAUGAUCCAACGAAAGCCAUUGCGGAAGAGCAUCGUGAUACUUUGCUUGAAAUAUUAUCUGAUGCACGAGUAACAGCGCCAUUAGUUCAAACAGGCUUGUAUUUGUCAAAGGUAAAUCCGAGAUGCUAUAUGUAUGUUUUUUCUCACAACACGGAAGGUGGCGAAUAUGCACGUAUAUCACAAAGUAUCGCAGGGGAAGAGUUACCGUACGUAUUUGGAGCCCCCUUGGGGUUCAUGAGCACCUUCCAGCCGUACUUUAAUUCGCAAGAACGCUUGUACUCCGAGGCAAUCAUGAAAUACUGGACAAAUUUCGCGAAAACGGGCAAUCCAAAGGCACCGUGGCGCGACAACUUUUUAAAUAUGGAACCGCAAGAUUGGCGGCACUACGAUGUCGAUUGGCCCGAAUUUAAUCCAAUUAAUCAAAGUUAUCUGCAUUUGGGCAUAACGCCAAUCGUAAGUCAUCGUUACCGUUACAAAUAUAUGCGCUUUUGGAAUCACGAAUUGCCGAUCGAGUAUAAUAAGCAGUUGCAAUUAGCACCACCGCCAUCGCCGCCAUUAGUGCAUCCAAAGGUACUUCCGCCUCCAUUUAUUGACUUUACGACGAAAUAUCCGCCGGUGGUGGUGCGGAGACCUACUGUAGGUGGUAGCGGCAACAUAAAUGAAGGUCAAAUGAACUAUUUUGCGCCGAAGACACGAAGACCCUUGAAGCACGACGAUCCCUUUCGUGCGUUACAUGAGAAAUUGAAUAAUGUGGAUGCGCCUGUGGAUGAACCCGUUAUUAUGAAUUCGCCAUCUGGCAUCGAUUCCCACCAUCCGAGAGGCGAAUUCAUUGGCGGCAAAGAGGAAAUCAUUGAAACGCAUGACAUAUUAAAGUCGGAAUCAACAUUGACGAUGUUAAUUGGCAUCGUUUUGCUAUUUCUCGUAUUUAAUAUUUUCGUUAUAAUCGGCUUUUUUGUGCGACGUCAAAUCACUAAGCGGAAUCUGAAUCGUAAAUACAGCCAGAACAUGUUUGACGCAAUGACGGACGAAAAAAGGUCAAAGUAUAAUGAAACGGAUGAUAGCUACAUUAUGGAUAUAAUUCGUCGUAAUGAGAGUAACACAUAUGAGGCGAUAAAAGCUAAUCGCUUAUCAAAUGGCAAGGGAUUUAUCCUCAGUCGUCAAUUGAGCUCGAGCACAGUGGAUGCCCAUACGAAAGUAACGGACUGGAUAUCGCAGGACAUGACGACGUGCAGUUCAAUCGGAUCGAAAAACAGCAAUCAAACGCAAGAAGAGCACCAUUUGAAGCCGGAAAAAGUGAGUGUGUCCGUUGAUGCAACACCAGCUGGUCGUGGCGGAAGUGUCUUGCGACAAGAGCCAAUUGAGCUAAUUAAAUCGCGGAACAGCGAUUAUGGUUUUGCCAAGGACGUCAUAAUUUGUCAAGAAGCUGAAGUAGAUCCAACUCAAUUAGAAGCAGCUCCCUUACGUUUCGAAACUCCGCCAUCGGACGACAACGAAACCGUAACAAGUUUCAUUAACGACAUCAAUGUCACGUCACGCGACGACGAUACCGCGCCACGAACACCCCUCACACCCGAAGAAGCGUUGCUUGGCAUCCAGCGACGUAAUUUCCCCAAAGUAUUACCGGAUUAUCUGCCAGACGUCGACACCAUUGAUUCCUACGACGAAAAUCCCGACAAAUCCUAUAAACGUCUCUCGCUACCGCCACAGUAUUUCUUGAUGCCGCAGUCUCCCGUCAACAAGGAUUUCAACAAGAUACCGCCCGCUCCACCUCCUCGUAUCUCAUCCACGCUGGGCCGACGACCAUCGAAGCACAACAACAGAACAAGCACAUUCAUGACGUCACCCAUUAAAUUUGCGGACGAGCCUCCAGUUUUCACGGAGCCACCGACGCAAGUGAAUACGAUAAAUGUGGGGCCGCUCGUGCCGAAACACAGCAAACCAGAAGCCAUUUACAUGUCCAUGCGACGAAUGAAUUCCAUUCAGGAGAAUCAAAAAACUCGAUUGAAUUUUGACGAGUGCGAAAAUAAAGAAGUGCCAGACCAAGAAAUCGCCCCGGUAGUGCAACAGGAAAAGGUGAAUGGUCUAACAAGGCAAAAUUCCAGCAAUUCGGAUUCGUCAACAGACAUGAAGACAAGAGUGAUACCAGCGACAUUUGCCUGGUUGCUGCUACUCGGCACGACUUUCGCCUUUUUCUACUAUCCGUGUCACUAUUACAUGAAUCAUCACAAGUGGGUUCCGGCCCUCCAGGGUCUCAUCACAUUUUUCGUCAUUGCGAACUUUACACUCGCCACUUUCAUGGAUCCCGGUGUCAUUCCGAAAGCGCCGCCGGAUGAAGAUAAGGAGGAUGAGUUUCGUGCUCCGUUGUACAAGAAUGCGGAAAUUAAUGGAAUUACGGUGCGAAUGAAGUGGUGUAUCACAUGCAAAUUUUAUCGGCCGCCUCGCUGUUCGCACUGUUCCGUGUGUAAUCACUGCAUCGAUACCUUUGACCAUCACUGUCCGUGGGUCAACAAUUGUAUCGGACGUCGAAAUUACCGUUUCUUUUUCUUCUUUUUGAUGUCAUUGUCGAUUCAUAUGCUGAGCAUCUUCACCCUUUCCCUCAUCUUUGUGCUCAAGAACAAGACCAAGUUGGCACAAGUUGAUUGCAUCGUCGCCAUGCUCCUGAUGGCGAUUGUCAUUCUGCUGGCGAUUCCCAUAUUUGGCCUAACGGGAUUCCAUAUGGUGCUCGUGUCACGAGGACGUACGACGAACGAGCAAGUCACGGGUAAAUUCAAAGGAGGCUACAAUCCCUUUUCGCGGGGUUGCUGGAACAAUUGUUGCUAUGCCCAGUGCGGGCCGCAAUAUCCGAGCUUAAUGAAGCCGCAAAAGUAUGUGGUGAAACAGACGUCACGGGGUAGCGGCGAUCCGCCAAUUAGUACGAUAUUGCCGCCGCAGCAAGACAUGAAUAAUCGGCAUGUGGUUGGAAUGAUGCAGAAUCAGAUGCAACCAAAUUCGUCGGUAAAGACUUACACAGAUCAGGGUAAUGGCAUUCGUCAGGCUGGCCUAACACAUUACAGCAAGUUAUCACCUGGUCGCGAGUACUCCGAUAACGACAUGGAAUUGCAGGCAAGUCAGAGUCAGGAUUGCGAACCAACACCUCCCCUGCAACGUCACGGUUCCAAAAGUAACUUUUAUCUUCCCUCCAUGGAUGCCAACAAUGGAGAAGAUUCGCCGCGCACCCAGCAGCAACAGCAACAACAGCAAUUCCAAAUGAAAAUGUAUCCGCGCCACAGCCCAUAUCCCAAACAUCGUCAAAUGGACGGCUCUGGACGCACGUAUACGCCAGACACGUUGUCUCCCGAACAGCUGCCAAUGAUUAGCACGACAUCCAAUUCGCAGGGAACGCGAACCGUUCUCUCGAAUGCGACGCCAACGAUGCAGCAGCGCAUCAAAGCGCUCGGCAUCGCCACUCCAAUUGCCAUUUCUAGUCCGAUAAGACGCUCGAAUCCCGGUACGCCGACGCAACCACGUCGACCCGACUUCAUUCAAGUGCAAAUGAUGAAUCAACAGCAGCCCGGCAACACGUAUUACAACAUCCAUCAAGUCAGCGACGGCAAUCCCGGCGUCUCGUACAUGCCAACGACGUCGCAAGCCCAGCAAAUGUACCAUCAUCAAUUGCAGCAGCAGCAGCAACAACAACAACAGCAGCAGCCUUACGACUCGAAUGGCAUGAUGUAUCACCAAGCGGGUGUCGAUUCGCGUCGAUAUCUGUCCGAAGGCGAGCUGCUGCGACAAAAUAACGAACUUUCGUACGCACGUACGAACAACACGUCCGACAACAUCCGCGAACUCGCUGGCAGUCCGCAAAAGGGCGUCUAUGUGUGGAAAAAUACAUCACCCAAUUACAACGCGAACGAUUAUCCUCAGAUAGCAUCACAAAUGCAGCAACAGCAGCAGCAGCAAUCGCAACAGAAUCCGCAACAACAACUUAGAAAUAUGACAGUAACUAGUAAUAAUUCGAUACCACCAGUGUUACAGCGCUUUAUGACACAAGCAGCCAGUCAUCAAUCGUCGAUAGACAGCGACAACGGAUCAUCACAGCAACAGCAGCAACAAAUUUCCUCGAUCGGUGGCGGUGCCAAUAACGGAACGGGGGCAGCGGCGGGCUCCUAUCAUCCCGCAUUGCGAGGUGGCGUGCAAGUUUUUCCGCCAGCCAUUGCUGCGGGAUCGCCGCAAAUUAAGCGAAAACCGCAGAACAUCCGGCCAAUGUCCUUUGUGCGUGCCCUCGAAAUGAGCGACUCCAUCGAAAUGGUCCAGCAGAACAAUGCCGCCAACAAUGGACAAGGAUCGUCGUCACAGAACACACAAGGGGGUCCACAAAACAGUAGCAAUCGACAAAAUGCUACUACAACGCCAGACCGAACAAGCAUUUACGAUGUAAAUUAUGAGAUUUCCGUAUAAGGUUAAAGAAAAUCGUUUUCCAACAUUUUUUUUUAUAAAUACGUAACAUAAAUUGUUUAAAAUUCAAAUCACACAACAGAGAAUAACCGUAUAAAUAACGAUAAAAAAAAGAAAAAGUGUAAUAGAAAUAAUAAAAAAUUCCUGACAAUUCACAAAAGUUCGCCCAGGUAUUAUUUUAUAUGUAUAGUAUAUAUAUAUAAAUAUUGUAAAUGUAUUAUAUUGUUGUUUUUUCGAUCAUUUAUUAUCAAAUGAAAGCAAAGAAAAUCAACCAGUAACCUCCUUACACAGAAAAUAUAUCAAUAGUUCUCAAAAAACACAUUUUAAGGGAAAACUAGUUAAAAAAUAUCAUAAAAUAUAAUGUUCGACAUGAGAAUGAGAUCUGAUGAAUGGAAAAAUGGAAUUGUGACUGACUCUAAAUUUUGCAUCGUUUUUCUUUUCGCAGUUUUAUCUUUAAAUAACUGUCAACAAAGAAAAUUACGAGCAAUUUCUCUUCAGGUCUUACGAUUACUACUA
Messenger RNA from Culicoides brevitarsis, 6567 nucleotides. RefSeq lists its product as uncharacterized. The record is from RefSeq and is a predicted model, not a curated record. The transcript is spliced from 11 exons. NCBI's taxonomy places the organism in Eukaryota, Metazoa, Arthropoda, Insecta, Diptera, Ceratopogonidae. Gene Ontology annotation, molecular function: palmitoyltransferase activity; signaling receptor activity; neurexin family protein binding. Gene Ontology annotation, biological process: presynaptic membrane assembly; modulation of chemical synaptic transmission; chemical synaptic transmission. Gene Ontology annotation, cellular component: synapse; postsynaptic membrane; cell surface. Bases 1 to 6054 code for a protein of 2017 amino acids.